Molecule: messenger RNA, 515 nt
Organism: Racocetra persica
Lineage: Eukaryota; Fungi; Glomeromycota; Glomeromycetes; Diversisporales; Gigasporaceae
Source: the annotation of a GenBank genome assembly
AUGACUGAAAAAUACGAAAAUUGGGUGAAAAAGCCGGUGGAGGAUAAAACUAUCGAACUGGAAAAUUUUAUUAGCCAGCAAGUAAAUACUUACGGCCAAAAGGCCAAAGAAACCGCUUAUAAACCCGUAGAUUAUUAUCAGCAACGACCUACUUUUUAUAGGGGACUAUUUUGGAUUGGGCAAAAUCAUCCCUCGAUUGAUAAAAGGAGUUAUGAUGAUUUGAUUGGAGAUUUAAAAAGACAAGUGCAGCAUUAUCAAGGGCUUUAUCAGAAAAGAGUGGAGAAGGAUUUGGAUAAAAAAGACCAAGUGAAUGAUGAAGGAACUCAGACGGAUUUAUCGGACCGAAAGUGGAAUUUAGGAUUGUUGAAGGGGAAGUUGGAGCAAAAAAUUAAAGGUUUGGAGGAUAAGUUAGAGGAAAAAGAUGAAAAAAUUAGUCAAAAUCGCGAGGGAAGAAAAAUGUUGGCUACUGAAUUUGAAAAAAUCAUCGAGAAAAAUAAAAGAGAAUUUCAGAUAUC